GGCAAGUUUAAUUCUGUCCGGGAUGUUCGAUUAGACGAUCGUAAAGCAAGCACUAAAGAUCUUGUGCAUAACGCUACGAAUGUCGACUCUGGUUCUCGUAGAGUCUUGUACUUUCUGCACUUCGUCCAGUAUAUAAGCUGUUAUUUGAGCAUUCGUCGCUACCUCUUGCAUCCGACAUAUCUGAUUCCUAAACCACGCUCUUUCUACGCAUCAUCUUUUUCCGAACCGAGCAUUAAGAGUGGCUAAAGCAUGUUGACCGGCAAAGGUUCACCGCAGACGACGCUAGAUUCGGAAGAAGCGUCAACCAUCAUACGUGCUAACUCCUUGAUCUUUGCGAGAGCGAGAAGUGUUUCGGCAGCUAAGGGUAGAGUCUUAUAUGCUACGCGAUGGAGAUUGGACCUUGCUCGCGUAAAUUUUGCUCGCAUAUGUACGGAAAGCUCUGGUUAUUGUGUACGAGAGGUGAGGAUUGAGAUAGUGCGGCGUAAGCUGUCCUAUAGCUACGUAGUCCAUAAGUCGAGGACGGCUGUUAAAGAGCUUUUCGAGAUCUUUAUUAAUUUUCGCGGCUACAAUUAUAACUUCCGUCUCGUCUGCGACAGUCCCUCUUUGACGAUGCUAAGGGUCGAUCUUAGAGAUGCGGCCUAUGAACGACUGAAUCUUUUAGAAGAAGACGGCGCCCGGCUAGUACAAGGCCUAGAACAGAGCAUCCGUAAUCUGAUUAGCAUCGUCCGUCGGAUCCCGAUCUCCCGACACACUCUCUAGGCCGGCGGGCGAAGGUUGCGCAAGCAUCUCUAACGCCUUGUCGUCCGACAAGAACAAGCCCUUACCUCUAGCAGACACGGCUCUCCCAUCUAACAGCCUGAUCUACGAGAGGACGCGAAUCUCUAGAGCCCCGAAGCUUGUCUUGUCGGCCUUAUCGAAGACGGUGUAGGCCUCUUUCAGGCUACCGUAAGCUGCUUCGGUGCGUCCUUCUAUGAUGUCAACGUAGCUCAGGAGAAGCAAGUCGCCAGGAGGUGCUCGCGCUU
This is a messenger RNA of Aureobasidium subglaciale EXF-2481, 1022 nucleotides long. RefSeq lists its product as uncharacterized. Bases 250 to 759 code for a protein of 169 amino acids. The transcript has a single exon. The record is from RefSeq and is a predicted model, not a curated record. Lineage: Eukaryota; Fungi; Ascomycota; Dothideomycetes; Dothideales; Saccotheciaceae.